UUUAGUUGAUUCGAUUUAUUGAUAAAUAGCAGCGUAGAAUUAAAUAUUCAAAUUCGACAUUUUUUUAUUAUUCCAGAAUUUCAAACCGUUGGUAAAAAAAAUAUCAGUAAUUAAAAAAAUUCCAAGUAAUUUUAAAUAUUUAUUUAAUUAAAAAAAAAUUAUUAUUGAUUGGUAAUAAAAUUAUCCAACAGUAAUAAAAAUAUUUAAUUUAAUUGGCCGACGUGUCAACUGAAGUUGCUGAUGCGCUAGAAGAGGUUAGAGACUGGAGUAUAAAUAAAUAAAAUACCAAGAUGUCAUGGAUGCGGGAGAACACUUUGAACUGUUUGCAAUCAUGUGCAGUGAAAGUUAUCAAAAGUGGACACGUACCUCGACAUGUUGCUUUUAUAAUGGACGGGAACAGGCGAUACGCAAGUAAGAAAAAUUACAACAGUUUUAUCCAAGGCCACACUGAAGGGUUUGAUAAAUUAGCGGAAACUCUGCAGUGGUGUCUGGAUCUUGGAGUGAAGGAAGUGACAGUCUACGCAUUCAGCAUCGAGAACUUCAAGCGAAGCAAAGAGGAAGUGGACGAGCUGAUGACGUUGGCUGAGAACAAGUUCCAGAAGCUGCUGGACGAGCGGGAGAAACUUAUGGAGCAUGGGGUCAGGAUUUGCGUCAUUGGAAACCUGACCCUGAUACCGGAGAACGUGAGGAAGCUCAUGGACGAAGCAGUAUUAAUUACCAAAGACAAUUCCAAGGCUCUGCUGAACGUCGCCUUUGCAUACACGUCCAGGGAUGAAAUCGUCGAAACCAUAAAAGUGAUGGCAGAAAAAGUUUCCAGCAGCCAAGUGCUUCCUGAUGACAUUGAUGAGAAAUUAUUUUCGGAGCACAUGUACACCAGACAGUCCUCCGAUCCUGAUUUAAUCAUUCGUACCUCGGGUGAAGUGAGAUUCAGUGACUUUCUUCUCUGGCAGUUUAGUUACUCGUAUAUAUAUUUUUCUAAAUCGUUUUGGCCUGAGUUUAAUAUAUGGGAUUUUUUGACUGCGAUUUUUUAUUACCAGCGAAACGCUGAUGAGUUACAAAGACUUCGAUGUUACGGAGAGACAGAAAAUAAAGUUUGAUAUUUUUGUUAAUUAAUUUGAACAUUAUCGAGUGUAAGGAACUUGAGUACUGUCAUUUUUGGCACCCGGGAACUGGGCACGUAAAAAUUCAAAUUUUUUUAAAAUUCUGAUUCUAGAUGAAGAGCUGGGUUAGUAAUAAAAAAUUUGAUUACUCGCCCUGAUGACUUCUGGUAUCUUUUGCUAUGGAUACUUUGUUGUAAAAGAGGUGCAUAAUUAAAAUGUAGAAUUUUCAAAUGAAUAAAAUUGUAAAAAGUAUUUUUUAAAAUAUUUAAUAAAACUUAUAAAUAUAUCAAUUAUAUCAAAUAGAUUUU
This is a messenger RNA of Microplitis mediator, 1408 nucleotides long. It is a transcript of the gene Dhdds, whose product is annotated as dehydrodolichyl diphosphate synthase complex subunit DHDDS. NCBI's taxonomy places the organism in Eukaryota, Metazoa, Arthropoda, Insecta, Hymenoptera, Braconidae. Gene Ontology annotation, cellular component: dehydrodolichyl diphosphate synthase complex; endoplasmic reticulum. Gene Ontology annotation, molecular function: ditrans,polycis-polyprenyl diphosphate synthase [(2E,6E)-farnesyl diphosphate specific] activity. The coding region runs from base 291 to 1097 and encodes 268 amino acids. The transcript is spliced from 2 exons. The record is from RefSeq and is a predicted model, not a curated record. Gene Ontology annotation, biological process: polyprenol biosynthetic process.